Messenger RNA from Tachysurus vachellii, 2740 nucleotides. RefSeq names its product Rh associated glycoprotein (gene rhag). The record is from RefSeq and is a predicted model, not a curated record. Gene Ontology annotation, cellular component: plasma membrane. Gene Ontology annotation, molecular function: ammonium channel activity. The transcript has 10 exons. Bases 82 to 1392 code for a protein of 436 amino acids. NCBI's taxonomy places the organism in Eukaryota, Metazoa, Chordata, Actinopteri, Siluriformes, Bagridae. Gene Ontology annotation, biological process: ammonium transmembrane transport; ammonium homeostasis.
AUCACUGUGAGGCCCUCUCACAACACAUACACAUACUGCAGAUAGUGAGGAAGUGUUAAGCAGGAGUGAUAGUGUUGAACCAUGCCAGCGUAUUCAACCAACAUGAAGCUGAAGUUUCCAAUUGUGGCCUUGUUGCUGGAGAUCAUCACCAUCAUCCUGUAUGCAGUGUUUGUGGUGUACGAUGUUACAUCUGAAAGUUCUUCAGGACAUCAUGGCACUAAAAAUAGUUCUGAUGUGGUAAACCAAGUGGCUCUCUACCCUAUGUUUCAGGAUGUGCAUGUGAUGAUCUUCAUCGGUUUUGGUUUCCUCAUGACCUUCCUGAAGCGGUACGGCUUCAGCAGCGUGGGCAUCAACCUGCUGCUUGCUGCCUUUGGCCUUCAGUGGGGUUUACUGCUGCAGAAUAUCUGGCACAUGGAGGAUGGAAAAAUUAGGGUUUCAAUCUCUAGCAUGAUUAAUGCCGAUUUCAGCACAGCGACAGUGCUCAUCUCAUUCGGUGCAGUUUUGGGGAAGACAAGUCCAGUGCAGCUGCUCAUCAUGACCCUGCUAGAAAUCACCACAUUCUGCAUUAAUGAACACAUUGUGGUUGAAUUCCUGGGGGCAUCAGACAUUGGUGCUUCCAUGACCAUCCAUGCGUUUGGAGCUUACUUUGGUCUUGCUGUUGCGCGUAUGCUUUAUCGCCCAGGUCUUCGCAAUGGUCAUAACAACGAGGGAUCUGUUUAUCACUCUGAUAUGUUCGCAAUGAUUGGUACUGUAUAUCUGUGGAUGUUCUGGCCAAGUUUUAACUCUGCUAUUGCUGAACCUGGAGAUGCACAGCUCACUGCCAUCAUUAAUACUUAUUUCUCUCUGGCUGCCUGUGCGCUCGCUGCCUACGCUACCUCCAGCCUGGUGGAGAAGAAAGGCAAACUGGACAUGGUUCACAUCCAGAAUGCAACUCUGGCUGGUGGAGUUGCCGUGGGAACGUGUGCUGAUAUGAGCAUCGGUCCGUUUGGAGCCAUGUUGAUCGGCCUCAUUGCUGGAAUCAUCUCUACUCUUGGUUUUAAAUUCCUCAGUCCCUUCCUUGCAUCACACUUGGGAAUUCAAGAUACAUGUGGAGUGCAUAACCUUCAUGGCAUGCCUGGGAUUUUGGGUGGUCUGGCUGGUAUCGUAGCAGCAGGCCUAGGCAAGAAAAAUGACUUUAGUGCUGGCUUUCAGGCUGCUGCUUUAGGUUCAUCUCUUGGUUUCGCCCUCGUUGGAGGAGCCAUCACAGGUCUUAUACUGAAGCUGCCAUUUUUGGGACAACCACCUGAUCAGAACUGCUUUGAUGAUGCUCUCUACUGGGAGGUACCUGAGGAAGAGGAAACUGGUGAAAGUCUUACUCAUACAGAUCACUCUAAGAACAAAGCAGAGGCUUAAAUCUCUUAAAUCUGCCUUUGUGGUCUUCCUACAUAACUCAAUCCAAUAAAUCCACAACCAACUCAGGAAACAUUAACAAUAUUCGUAAUUCUCAGCAGCUCAAACAAACUCUAAUCUCCAAAGCAACUUGUAAUCGUGUCUAUAUUGUGUACAAGGAAACUUUUGAAUAUUUCCCUCAUGACCGGGAAGGUGAAACCUAUUUAAACAUGGAUGCUCUUCAUUAAAUUCCAGCUCCUAAAUACAUCACAAUUGAUGCCAACUAGCAAUGAGUUACAUUAGCUCUGGUGAACUGAGCAUGAAUUCAUGAAUUUGUGCAUUAUGUCUAUGUGCAUGUCACCUAAUUCAAACUCAGUCACACAACUUAGCAAAUUUGUUCAUGUGCCCUACUAUAGAUCUUUUUUAAUCUUGGGAUUUGAGUUGAUUACUAGCACAGAAACCCAACAAAUGAGCAACCGGUGCUGAGUAAUUAAAAUGUACACACAUCUGUCCCUGGAUUCUUUCACUAAACACUUCCACAUCAUCCCCAUAUCCAGCAUUUAUGUACCACCUGAGAACAAUUAUGUAGCAUUUCUGUUAAGUAUAACAAUUUAUAGCACUUAUUCAUGACUACACAAUUAGGAAGCGUCUUUUAAAAAAAAAUAAUGGGGGGGGGGAUUUCUUUAGCUACUUAAUCAUUGAUUACACAUAUUAUGUGUUUUUUUUUAAGCCUGACAGUUUGAGCUGUUCUGCAACUGAGCUUAGAUUGGUCUGUGUAAAAACAGGUCUAUUUGCAUGCUUUACUAAUUUUUUUCUUUAUUCUUUAUUCUCUCCAUGUGUGACACUGUCAGUCAUUUCUUCUGCUCGUCUUCAUGUCAGGUUCAGAUAUGAGUUCACUACCUUCACUACCUUCAGUUUGGUCACAUGGUAUGUCUCCACCUAAAUCCAAGCCUUGUGUUCUUACAAAAAGAAAGCGGUAUGAAUGAUAAAACUAAAAAGUAUGUAAGAAGCGUAGAUGCACAAAUUAUUAUUAUGAAAUUAAAUAUUAUGACAUCACAAAAAUUUGAAUAAUAAUUAUUUUGGAAUAAUUGUUAGUGAACUCAGAAGCUUGGUCCUGAUUAUUCAUUAAACAUCCCAGAAAGGUGACUGACAUAUGAUGUAAACACUGUGUGUGUGUGUGUGUGUGUGUGUGUGUGUGUGUGUGUGUGUGUGUGUGUGUGUGUGUGUGUGUGUGUGUGUGUGUAAAUAUAGUUUACUCAGCAUAGUUAGAAUGUAGGUAGCUUGGCAGCAUCACAAAAUAUUUACAAAAUAUAAAAUGUCUAAAUAUGUAACAAAUGUAUUAUUUCAUAAAUAAAUGUUUUAUACAACUUUC